AUGGGCAAGAAAUCGUUCUCCAAACCGACCUCUUCCGAAGCAAAUCUAUCCUCCUUCCUUCUAGCUCAGGGCGAAGGCUCCAAGGAUAAUGAGCUCGAUGCCGUCUUUGCGAAUUCGGUUCGUUCGCUGAACUUUGACGCUUAUUUGGGGGACUGGUCAUGUUAAUUGAUCUUUUCUUGUAUCGUGUAUUUUCGAGUAGAAAGGUCCUUCAAGUUGCAUCACUGCGCCUUCGUUGAUCCCGGUCGAGAAGAACAAGGACAAACGACACAAGUCCAGCAAGGGUAAAGACCAGCAGCGCACACCCGUAAAAGAAGCACCCGGAUCCGAGACCGUAGAAGAAGAAGUCGACGAUGAGAUUCUCGAACCUCUCGAGAUCGACUCGGACGCUUCGCUCGAGAUGCCUUCCUCCGAUGAUGAUCAAGAUGACGAUGAGAAUGAUGACGGUGUCGAACAGGCGUAUGCAGCCAAGCUGGCCGCUCGGAGGAUCAAGGAGGUCCGAUCCAAGAACAAGAAGCGCAAGGUCGAAGCAGAGCGAUUUGACAAGCAAGACUCGGAGGCCUCGGAUGAAGAAGAAGACGAUGACGAAGAAGAAGAAGAAGAAGACGAUGACGAUGACGAAGAAGAAGAAGACGAAGAGAUGAUUGACGCCGAUGACUUGACACCGGGAACGAUCCUCGCCACCAAACAAAGCAAGUCGACCACUAGCGAAGAUACUACGACCUCGAAGAAGAAGCCGAGUAGCAAGGACAAGCGUCUCGAACGUGACGACACGCCCGAACAGAGGGAUGCGCGAACCGUUUUCCUCGGCAACGUUCCCGCGACGUGUGCGACUUCCAGGGUCGGUCAAUACAGAAGAUUGAACGAUGUCGACCGCGAAAACUAACGCCCGAAACUUCCCACGUCUAUGCCCCACAGCCCAUGAAGAAAGCGCUGAUCCGACACGUGCUGCAAUCGCCGACCUUGCUUCAACUUCUGCCCGCCGACUUCCCUGCGCUCAAGUGCGACUCGAUUCGGUUCCGCUCCAUCGCUUUUGCCUCGACCGUCUUUGGCCGCAAGGAGUCGCAAACCAACGAUCCCGACGCGCCCGACGCGAAUCCGGAAGGUAGCCGCAAUCGCAAGCGAGCGCGAGAAUGGCGCGAUUCUGAAGGUUCGGACCAACGCGGUGUUCGAGGUGGUUUCCAUGCCAAAGAACCCGUUCCUUCUUCGUCCUCGAACCGAGGGUCCUCCGGUGCGCUCACGGACGGUCAAAAGCGACGUGUGGCUUUAUUCCGAGGUGAUUUGAACCAAGGCAAAUCGACUUGCAACGCCUACCUCGUUCUCGAACCCUUUAAGAACACACCCUCCUCCUCUCUCUCGGACGCGGAUCUGAUCAAGCUGAUCGUGCAAUCCGUCGACGCGACCCAUUUCGAAGGUUACACCCUCCGAGCCGAUAUCGUUCGCCCGCGCUCGACAGCGGCCUUGGUCGCAGCCGCUCAGAUCGCCGCCAAACCGGACCUCUCCGUCGCGCUGCCCGCGAACGCCCCCAAAGGACCCGUCUACGUCGUUCCGAACGCCGAAGCACGACGAACGGUCUUCAUAGGUGGGUUGGAUUUUGGUGAGACGGAGGAGAAUGUGAGAAAGGCGAUUGAGCCAGUUUUGGUGAGGGAGAAGGGAAAAGCUUCGGGUAGGAAGGGAUGGGUCGAAGGCGUUCGUUUGAUUCGAGAUGCGAGUUCGGGAUUGGGUAAAGGUUUCGGAUACGUUUUGCUUCAGGUCCGUUUCGGAUUCGGAACUAUUCUACACAGAAGGUACUAGCUCCGUUUAUUGACCCCCUUCUUCCUCCUUUCGCACAGGACCCUUCAUGCGUCGACGAAUUGCUCGCUCUUCCCCCCGGCAAAUUCCUCAAAGUUUCGAAACGUAAAGUCCGUCUCGAGCGCUGCAAAACGGGUAUCGCCGCCGCUCGAGCGAAAGCCUCCGCUCUCGUCAAGAACGUUUCCUCCUUAUCUAACCCCUCUAAAACGCCGAUGCAAAAAAUGGGAGGAGGAGGAGGAGGACAAGUUCUCGGCGCUCCUAGGGACCCUUCUCUAAGGUUCGGGAAUCGUCCCAUUAUCUCCAGUUCGAAACUGGCUUCCCAAGCCGCUCUCAUUGAAAAACAAGCGGUUCAAGCGACUCAAUUGGCUUCCCUACCUCCGUCGGAUCGUAAAAAAAUCAAAGCGCUCGAUCCGGAUCGUUUGGCCCGUCGAGCGGAGAAGAAGAAGCAAAAAGUGUUGAGUGAACGGUACGAGCGCAAGAUGGCGAAUUUGGAAAAGAGCGGUACGGGGAUUUUGGGGAGGGAGAGUAGGGGGGAGUUGAGGAGGAGGAAGGAGAAGAAGAGGGUCAAGGAAGGGAAUCGGACGGGCAAGAGGGCCAAGAAGGCCGAUUUGUAG
Microbotryum saponariae is the source of this 2402-nucleotide messenger RNA. The record is from the annotation of a GenBank genome assembly. Lineage: Eukaryota; Fungi; Basidiomycota; Microbotryomycetes; Microbotryales; Microbotryaceae.